AGACUCUUUCGAGAGUGAAUCACGCUGCGAGCUCUCUCAAUUUGAUCUCUAAAAGAUGGGCGUUCUUUCGCUUCUUUUGCGCCCCAGUGAAUUCACGGCACUGAUCAAACUGAAGAGGAAAAUCUCAAAAUGGAAGAAGCGCGCAUCGCAGCAGAAGAGAGAUGCAGACUGGUUGUUCUGCUACGAUAUGCUGGACAAGGUCUCAAGAUCGUUUGCGAUUGUGAUCCAGCAGCUUGGGGACGAGUUGAGAAAUGCUGUAUGCAUUUUCUAUUUGGUGCUGCGUGGUCUCGAUACUAUAGAGGAUGACAUGGCAAUUGACAAAGAAACAAAGACCAAAUUACUCUCGACUUUUUAUCAGAAGCUGACUGAUGAGAAGUACUGCCUUAGCUGUGGUUACAAGGACGAGAAGAUCUUGGUCGAGAACUUUUUCCAUGUCACUCGCGGAUACAACACCUUGAAACCUCAGUAUCAAGAAAUAAUCUGUGACAUCACAAAGAAAAUGGCUGAGGGCAUGGAGAAGUUCACCAAGAUGAAGGUGGUCACCACCAAGGAUUACGAUCUGUACUGUCACUAUGUUGCUGGUUUGGUCGGAAUUGGGCUCAGCGGAUUGUUUGCAGCUUCUGGGUUGGAAGAUCCGAUGGUGGGUGAGAACUUGGAGACGGCUAAUCAUAUGGGUCUGUUCCUGCAGAAAACCAACAUCAUUCGUGAUUUCCUCGAGGACCAUGAGGACGUGAACCCUGAAACGGGAGACAGGAGGGUUUUCUGGCCCAAGGAUAUAUGGGGCAAGUACACGGACGACCUUGCCAACUUCACGUUUGGAAAGAAUGAGACGCUUGCAGUGGCCUGCUUGAAUGACAUGGUCACCAAUGCUCUCCAACAUCUUCCUUACUGUGUCGAAUACCUUUCAACCAUUUCAGACGAAAGCAACUUCUUGUUUUGCGCUAUCCCUCAAGUGAUGGCAGCACAUACACUUAGCCUGUGCUAUGCAAAUCCAGAUGUCUUCAAGGGAGAGAUCCGAAAAGAGCUUGGCGAAUGUAGGAACACGAAGCCGGUUAAACUUCGCAAGGGGCUCAGCGCCAAGUUGAUGUUGGAUACGGUGGACAUGGCAUCAGUAUUGGAUAUCUUCGAAGAUACAAUCGAAUCUAUCGCGGAUCGAAUCGCUCCAACUGACCCCUCAGCCAAGUCAACCAUGGCCAUGGUUCAGAUGUGCAGAGAUGUUAUUGCUCGCGGCAGAGGGUCCCUUCCUUCAACACUGAAGAUCUGUGAAGGUUGGAAGGCAGAAGUGGUGCGUUCGGUCAGAUCCAUUGCAGAUACUGUUGUCAUCCCCUUGAUAGCAAUUUUGUUGAUAAUCACUGGGAUCUUCGACGUUCCGCAAGUGAUGAACUUGGAGUUGACAGCGUCGGCGAAUCAACCGAACUCUGCCUUUUACUUAGCCAUGACAGCUUGGAAUCUAUCUUUUUACAGUUUUGCUCUAUUCGCAAUGGUAUGGGGAGCUCAUCAACGGAAUGUGAAGCCAUUCGCUCUGUUUCACGUGAUGAUGACAGUGGUUGAGGUUCUGGUGCUUUGGUUGGCUGCAGCCUUGGGUGCCCGGCAACUUCUAUCAGAGACUCUGCCAAAGCUGCUUGCGGCCUCUUGCCUGAUGUCAAGCAUUUCGAAGCAGACGUCAAUGCUUCAUUUGACACCGUCGCAUGCCCUAAAAACAAGUCACGUGAUCAAGGCGGUGCUUUAACUUAAUUCCUCUGACGCUGACAUCCUGUGGUAUUGUUCUACUCUAUUUAAUUUCCUUUCUCUAUUCCUCGUUGCUUGAUGCAUUAAAACUGAUUGACAUAA
Messenger RNA from Guillardia theta CCMP2712, 1830 nucleotides. Its product is annotated as farnesyl-diphosphate farnesyltransferase. The transcript has 3 exons. Gene Ontology annotation, biological process: farnesyl diphosphate metabolic process; lipid biosynthetic process. Lineage: Eukaryota; Cryptophyceae; Pyrenomonadales; Geminigeraceae. The record is from RefSeq and is a predicted model, not a curated record. The coding region runs from base 56 to 1729 and encodes 557 amino acids. Gene Ontology annotation, cellular component: endoplasmic reticulum membrane. Gene Ontology annotation, molecular function: squalene synthase [NAD(P)H] activity.